Molecule: messenger RNA, 2592 nt
Organism: Chaetomium globosum CBS 148.51
Lineage: Eukaryota; Fungi; Ascomycota; Sordariomycetes; Sordariales; Chaetomiaceae
Exons: 3
Coding region: 1-2592 (863 amino acids)
Cellular component (GO): mitochondrial inner membrane
Source: RefSeq, a predicted model, not a curated record
AUGCUCGGCCGCAAGUUGACCGGAAGCGCCAGCUUUGUCUGCCUGAGAUGCCGACUCCAGCUGGCUGGGGUCCCCAAACGGCCACCGAUUACUACCCUCGCCCUCUCAUCUCUUCGAACGCCUCUACGAUCCCUCGGUACCUACCGAGGCCGACCUGACGCCGAAUGGCUCAACGACCCUGACGAUGGGGAGACGGGUGCUGAUCCCAACCCCGAACCCAACCCCGAACCCAAUCCUGAACCCAGUCCUAAAUCCGACGUCGACACAAAGGCUCCCAAUGAACACUUUGCGACGAACUGGCCACUCCUUUCGCGGCCGUCAGAACAUCGCUUCUACAAGUCCAGGGGCCAAAUGGUCUCCCCCGAAAAGGAGGGGCUCUCCAUCGACAUGCUAGGGAAGCCUGGCGCCGCCAUUGUUCUUCGAGAGAAGCGGGCCUGGAGGAAAAAGCCCCAGCCGGUCUCUGACGACGCCGAGGUUGUCCAGGUUGAUCCCGCGAGCCUCCUGCUCCAAGAAGACGCCGCCCCCGCGGAUGAGGAUAUUCUACUCAACAUUCACGAGCUACGACCGAAAGACACAGCAAUCCUCUCCGAGAAGCAGUUUACCCAACUCAAAAACACACUCGUCGGAGGGUUCACGGGCGCCCAGUUGGCCCGCUAUUUCAAGGAAUACGAAACGUUACGGCGACUUGAUGGCGAGGAAAACAACAACCCGGAAGAAGCUCCGUGGGUGAUAGAGCGUCAGCCAUGGGCGCCGACGGUUUCGAUUGGUGCACAAGACGUCGAGCCUCACCUCGUGGGCUACAUUACCAGGGGCAUGGCCCCCAAAACUCGGCUCGUGGUCCGACUGAUUCGUGAAUGCUGGGACGUGGCCAACAAGAACGUCCUCGACAGAGAUGGUUACCUUAGCAUACGACUCCGUGAUGUGGAAUUUUCUCUCCUAACCCUCGGUAACAGAAGAUGGCUAGAGGGUGUGCCAAAAGCCAUAUUAGCCCAAGUGAAGGAAGUCAAACUCAUUCGAGAAUCCCGACUCGUUUCUGUCAUCGCUCCCAAACACGCGGCACUAUCGGUUAUCGACAGGGUCCAUGAAAUCCUUUCCAAUGCUAGGACAAGCGAGUUUGACAUCGACCUCAUUUCCCCCGAGGCUCUUGAAAUCGGUGUCCUUGAAGAAGUUGGGCGCCUGACCAACACGGUAACGCGGCUGGACCCGUCGGGGAAAAAGGUGGUUGUUACCUGGAUUCAUAUGCCAAAACGGGACGAAUACUUUGAAAACGCGAGUGAAACCGUGCUUCGAUUCUUGCGUGAAGCAUACGGGCGUAAAUCCUACCUCUCCACCGCUUUGGCCGUCGUCCCGAGCGACCUGGCACAUCAAGGUCGAUACCUCCCGCUGCUCAACUGCUCAGCAAAACUUCCGUGGCAAGAGCGCUUCGACAAGUGGGAGAGGUGGACUGCCGCCGUGCCCCAAUGGAACACCGAAUCUAAGGCACAGCAAGUCACAAUACCGGUAGAUAUCUUGCCUUUCAAAUUGAACAACGAGAAGGCUGCUGGAGAGUUAGAAUUUGUCACGCCUGGGGACAAUUCAGGAGGGUGGCCUGCCGAACCACACACCGACACGAGUGUGACCUUUGGCCAUGUCGUUUUCGCUCGCCAGGAACAGGAGCAGUCCGCUGUUUCGCCCAGCCGACCACCCCAAUUAAACACUUCCUUAUCCCGGUCCUUCGUCCCGGUCCUCCCCGCCCUUGGUAGCCUCAACCUGCCCAACAAUCUCCAUGAAGAAGGCCUCUGGCACACCAUUACUGUAAUCCGCUUCGUGCCGUCCCCCGACCUCUCACCCGAACUCAUUGCUUCAGCGCCGAACCUCGAGCUCCGCGUGGAAGCCGACCAUGCGGAAGUCAAGGGCCUGGUCUCCCUGCGUGCCGUCAAGGACACUUUCAGAGGCGACGUACUCUUCCCCGCAGCAGCCGUCGACGCCCGCUUCGUACAGCAGCGCAGCUUCAGCCUUCCGGGCACAAGCAUCGAGCAACACGUCCCAGCCAUGAUCAACUUUCUUUCCAAGUCCGACCUGCGCCCCUGGCACGGCACGCUAAACACCCCGCCGGUCCUGCUCGGCGUUGAGCUCCCACCACAUCUCUUCACCUCGCUUGCCACCGACACCACCAUCACCUCCGCCACAACUUCCGAGGAAGAAACCACGGACGCGCCAACCCAAGUCAAAGUCGACUACAACCUCGCCUCUAUCGAGGUGCAGCGCACCGUAACAGCCGAGUACGCCUCGCUCAAGCUGCGCUACACCAGCAUCCAGGCAGGCCAGCGCGGCGGCGAACGGUCCGAACUAUCUCUAGAAGCGGUGCGCGUGGCACCUCAGCCCGACAUCGAACCCGAGGCGUCCGAUGUGUACGACCUCGUCGACGAGGAGGUCGAUCGCACGGUGGGAUUUAGCUCACACAUCAAGAACUCGCCCAAGGCGAGUUUCCGCCUCGCCGAGGCCGAGGCUGCGGCCCUAGCGAAGCCCGUGGAGCUAGAUGAGUUUUUGCGGGCCGCGUCUGGGAUCGUGAACGAGAGAGGGCGGUUAAAGUGGCAUGCGAAACGAUCGUAG